Orussus abietinus is the source of this 957-nucleotide messenger RNA. Its product is annotated as isochorismatase domain-containing protein 2. NCBI's taxonomy places the organism in Eukaryota, Metazoa, Arthropoda, Insecta, Hymenoptera, Orussidae. The coding region runs from base 233 to 844 and encodes 203 amino acids. The transcript has 5 exons. The record is from RefSeq and is a predicted model, not a curated record.
UAUCAGCCACGAUAAAAUUAUUUUACUAAUGUUUGGAUUCUCCUGCAACGUGAGCUUACAAAUUAUUUCCGCUUAAUGUACUAUGCAUUCUAAACAGCUGAUCGAAAGGCUUCGUGGACGCGGCCCUGAAAUGGGGAGAUAAAAUAACGCGAAGCAGAUGCGCAUGCCAGCCACGAAACGCGUAGAGGGAUAAUCUUCGGUCGAAGGUGGGACUGAAAGGGAUACUGCAAAAAUGUCGAUUAACGCUGCGAAAGCUGUUCUCAAACCUGACUCUGUAGCAUUGUUAAUUUGCGACGUCCAGCAAAAGUUCGCUAAGGUCAUUUAUGAGUUUGACAAGAUGCUCUGCAAUUCUACAAAACUGGUCGGUGCAUUGAAACUCCUGGACAUUCCAAUACUGAUAACGGAGCAGUAUCCAAAAGCUUUAGGACACACUGUUCCUGAAUUGGCAGGUUGUGCUACGAAUGGACCGUUUCAUAAAACUCAGUUUAGCAUGUACACAAAAGAGGUAUGCACGGAGCUCUCGAAGAUCUGUUGCGGGAAACCUCCAGAGUCUAUAAUACUUAUUGGUAUCGAGGCUCAUGUGUGCGUAGAAAACACUGCAAUUGAUUUAAAGAAUAAUGGCUUUGAAGUGCAUACCGUAGCAGAUUGUUGUUCGUCUCGCUCCCAAGAGGAUAGACUGCUGGCAUUUCAAAGAAUGCACCAAUUUGGUUGUCAGAUAACGACUUCAGAAAAUGUGAUAUUUAAAUUAUUGAAAGAUUCAAAGCACCAACACUUCAAGGAAAUACAAAAAUUAAUACAGUCUCCUUCUCAAUAUACAGGAUUGGCAACGCUUUCGAAGAUAUAAUCGUUGAAUGUAUUUUCAUACUGAUAGUUGUUAUAUAUUUUGUAACCAAGAUUUUACCAAUAAAUCAAAGAUAUCCUGAUGAUUAUAAAUAAAUACUUUGUAAUAUAAACAUA